Messenger RNA from Morchella sextelata, 1080 nucleotides. RefSeq lists its product as uncharacterized. The transcript has 14 exons. NCBI's taxonomy places the organism in Eukaryota, Fungi, Ascomycota, Pezizomycetes, Pezizales, Morchellaceae. The record is from RefSeq and is a predicted model, not a curated record. Bases 1 to 1080 code for a protein of 359 amino acids.
AUGCUCCGGCCUGAACACAGUCCUCCGAUUCAACAUAUGCAGUCGAGACAGAGAGCUGAGGGUAAGAACAGGAAUCUCUCACUGUACAAGAGCAGCACCGCCGAUGGCUCGAGAUCCUGUCGCUACCUCUCCAAAUCUCACUCCGAUUUGCUGCAUCACAGAUUAUCACCCGCCCUCGGGGGCGGCGGUGCUGCUGAUUUGGUGCUGCAGGCGGCGGCGGAGGCGGCAACGGUGCAGGCGACGGUGCAAGCGCUGGCAGAGGUCGACUGUGUGGGUCGAGUGUGUGGGUCGAGACAGAGCUCUCCUGGGGCAAGUAAAGGUACUGAUGGAGCUCCUGGGCGAGUAGGACCGUCCUGGAGCAAGCAGAUCUGCCCUAGGCUAUCCUGGGGCAAACAGAGAGCUCCUGUGGCGAACACGGCUAUACUGGAGCUAGCAGAGCUGUCCUGGGGCGAGCAGUGCUCUCCUGGGCGAGCACUGCUACUCAUACAGCUUUGGGGUGAGCGGAGGAUGGCAGAGAGCGGGUCGUGGCCUAUCACUCGCUGGAGUCUUACGCCUUACCUCCAGAGGAAUGAAUUCAUGGAACACUCCCCGAUAUUUGAACCGUUUAAGGUUGAUUGGAUGCAUGAUUUUGAAAGGGACCUACCCGGAAUUACCUUUGACACUUACCAGGACGAUGGUGACGAUGGAGAAUGCUCAGAUAUUUGCUCAACUAUCUGGCUGGCGUACAUCCUACGGCGAUUUCAAGACGACGGUGAUGAUUGUCUAGCUCUCCCGGGCACAAAUAGCCACAUUGGGCGGUAUCUAGACCACCAGUGGUCCCGAAGCAGUCAGAAAACCGCCGGGAAUGGAGAUAGUGAGGUCUGCUACCUGUCACACGGCGAGACUGCUCUGUACGCCGCCUCUGGCAGAGAAAGCGCUGUCACUCUCCUCCGUACACUGCCUUUGGCAGAAGAAUCACCUGAGCCUACCUGUCCCCUACGGUACAAUUUUUAUAGUGUGAAGCGCCAAAUUCAUGCGAUUUCGGAGUGCAGUAAUGGGCCCGGUAAGGUAAAGCCGUACUCUUUUGCUCUUUUGCGGUAG